AAGAAUCAGAUUCUUGUCUUCAAUUGGGUUUUCGAGGUAGUCAAUUUCAUUAGUUUUUGUGUUGAAAGGUGUCUGCUUUUUGUGAAGGAGUGCUUGUUUUGGAUGCAAUGUCUUAUAUCAGAUCCUAAAGCAAUGUGCUUUGGUUCAGUUUUGAUGUUUGGUCAUCGAAUUUGAGAGACCCAUUUGGUUGAUUUGAGUUUUUCUUGAAUAACUUUUACCCUGUACUUAUUGAAGAUGUGAUCUUUUGAUUUUGUUGUUAUAAUAAAAUUUCGAUUUUUUGUGGGAAUCAGAGUUUCUUGUUUCUGUGAUUGGUAGUGUAGUUAUAGUGUUAGCAUACUAUGUGUAUAACCCCAUUGUGUUUCAAGAUAGAAGCUAAUUUUGUGAGAUUUUGAGAAACUUUUCUGAUCACACAUUAGGGACAAUUGAGCUGUCUAGAGCUGGAAACCAUUAAAGAUUCUUCAUUUUCGAUCCGAACUACGAUCCGAGGCGCGUAAUGGAGUGAUGGGCAGGUGUUGUACAAGAUGUCCCCAAGAACUGCCCAAAUCCACCUUGUCAGCUCACAUCAAGAGGUUUAUGAACCGUGUGAUGAUUCUUUUGCUUUAGUAGAUGCUCUUUUGGCUGAUCAAGCAAACUUGUUACAGCAUCAACCGAAAUUGUGCAUGGAAUUGGGCUGUGGUAGUGGCUAUGUUAUUACUUCUCUAGCUCUUAUUCUCGGAAAGGAGGGGCACUAUAUUGCAACUGAUAUCAAUCCCCAUGCAGUGAGAGUGACUCAGGAAACUAUGGAAGCACAUGGGGUUCAUGCAGAAUUGAUAAACACUAACAUUGCAUCAGGACUUGAUAAGCGUCUGGCAGGAUUAGUUGAUGUAAUAGUUGUCAACCCACCUUAUGUGCCUACCCCUGAAGAUGAAGUGGGUCGUGAAGGGAUUGCAUCUGCUUGGGCUGGUGGAGAGAACGGUCGUGCUGUGAUUGAUAAGAUACUACCUGUUGCCGACAGUCUUUUGUCAGAGAAAGGCUGGUUGUAUAUGGUCACGCUUUCAGAAAACAAUCCUUCAGAAAUAUGCCUCCAAAUGAGAGAGAAGGGCUAUGCUUCCAAAAUCCUUGUCCAGAGAUUGACAGAAGAAGAGAAUCUCCAGAUCAUCAAGUUUUGGCGGGAUGUUGAUCCUCAAUUAGAAGCAAAGGAUGUGGCAACAAUCAAAACAGUUCCAUCAAGGGUCAUGGAGUCUUUGCGCUCACAAAUUCCUAGAAUGCCGUUUCUGGGAGGCAAUAACAGCAACAAGAGCUGAGGAGUAGACAAGGUAACACAAAAGGUUUUCCUAGUGUUACAUCAUGAAUUUUGGUACAUCAUCAUGAAUUUUGGUACCUCUUCCCUGAUCUGUAGAAAGUUGUAAAAUUGUCUGCUCAUGUGAGAUCUCAGAAGAUGUAUUAGAUAUGCAACUUGCUUGGUAUAUUCAGUAGGAGCUAAGGUCCCUAUUGUUCUUUUGUUAAAUAUAUCGAUUAGAAUCUUUUCUGUGAAUAUUUUAUGG
Messenger RNA from Argentina anserina (silverweed cinquefoil), 1523 nucleotides. RefSeq lists its product as uncharacterized. The coding region runs from base 522 to 1283 and encodes 253 amino acids. NCBI's taxonomy places the organism in Eukaryota, Viridiplantae, Streptophyta, Magnoliopsida, Rosales, Rosaceae. Gene Ontology annotation, molecular function: protein methyltransferase activity; S-adenosylmethionine-dependent methyltransferase activity; nucleic acid binding. The record is from RefSeq and is a predicted model, not a curated record. Gene Ontology annotation, cellular component: eRF1 methyltransferase complex. Gene Ontology annotation, biological process: methylation. The transcript is spliced from 2 exons.